AUGCUGACUCCAGAAGAUGCAGUUCUGUCGGAUGAACUGAAUCAUGCCUCCAUCAUUGAUGGUAUCCGCCUCUGCAAGGCCAACAAGUACCGAUACAAGCACAUGGACCUGGGUGAUCUGGAGGCCAAGCUGAAAGAAGCACAGAAACACCGCCUGCGUCUUAUAGCUACUGAUGGUGUCUUCUCUAUGGAUGGAGAUAUUGCUCCUCUGCGUGAGAUUUGUGGCCUGGCAAAGCGCUAUAAUGCCUUGGUGUUUAUAGAUGAAUGUCAUGCCACUGGCUUUAUGGGACCAAAUGGACGGGGAACAGAUGAGCUUCUUGGAGUCAUGGACCAAGUGACCAUUGUUAAUUCUACACUCGGCAAGGCAUUGGGUGGAGCUGCAGGUGGGUAUACAACAGGCCCAAAGCCUCUCAUUGACUUGUUGCGGCAACGUUCCCGACCAUACCUUUUCUCCAAUACGCUUCCUCCAGCUGUUGUUGGCAGUGCCUCUAAAGCUCUUGACCUCUUGAUGGAAAGUAAUACAAUUGCUCAGUCGAUGACUGCUAAAACGGCACGGUUUCGCAACAAGAUGGCAGCUGCAGGUUUCACUAUUUCUGGAAAUGACCAUCCCAUUUGUCCCGUGAUGCUUGGAGACGCCAAACUAGCUGCAGCAAUGGCAGAUGAUAUGUUAGAAAGAGGAAUCUAUGUCAUUGGAUUUAGCUACCCUGUGGUACCCAAGGGUAAAGCUCGCAUUCGAGUACAGAUUUCAGCAGCUCAUAGUGAUGAAGAUAUUGACAACUGUGUACAGGCAUUCACAGAAGUGGGUCGUAAACAUGGUGUAGUGCCAUAA
Messenger RNA from Staurois parvus, 828 nucleotides. The record is from the annotation of a GenBank genome assembly. NCBI's taxonomy places the organism in Eukaryota, Metazoa, Chordata, Amphibia, Anura, Ranidae.